UAUAGUGGAGGUGGGUCCAUGCACCGAGUAUCUGAUUUUGCUGAUAAAUUUCUCGACUCCUCGGAGGCCUGAAAAUCACGAGGGAAAUUUGUAGCGGAAGUGCAACACUCUGCUAAUCGUGUAAAAACCCCUAAAUUCCCCCAUCAAACCCUUGCCACCAUUUCUAUUCUUUCUCCCUGAAUCAAACGCGAAACCGCUCAAGCCCUCAACAAAUCACACCACUCUCCUCUGUCCGAAGCCUUUGCUUAUUGAAGUAGAAUUUGGAGCAGAACCAAGCGAAUAUCCUUCACUGUGAAACCCUAGAGUGCGAAUUUGAUAAGGAAGUACUUGUUCUCUGAAGGACCAGAGUUAGGGUUUUUUUUUUUUUUUCUCAAGUCUCGACUGCUCGGCGUCGCCAUGAGUCCUAUUCAGAAUUUUGAGCAACAUUCUCGUCAGCUAGUGGAGCCUGACCUCCCAAUUCAGUCAAGGCUGCAGAUGGCAAUGGAGGUACGAGAUAGUCUUGAGAUUGCCCACACAGCAGAGUACUUGAAUUUCCUUAAGUGCUACUUCAGGGCAUUCUCAGUCAUUCUUUUACAAAUUACAAAGCCGCAGUUCAUAGAUAAUCCUGAGCACAAGCUUCGGAACAUUGUUGUGGAAAUCCUUAAUCGUCUUCCUCACAGUGAAGUUCUCCGCCCCUUUGUUCAGGACCUCUUGAAGGUUGCAAUGCAAGUGCUAACAACAGAUAAUGAGGAAAAUGGAUUGAUUUGUAUUCGGAUUAUCUUUGAUCUUCUUCGGAAUUUUAGGCCAUCACUAGAAAAUGAAGUUCAGCCAUUCUUAGACUUUGUAUGCAAGAUAUACCAUAAUUUUAAAUCAACUGUCAGUCAUUUCUUUGAUAAUGUAACACCACCUGUAGAGGAUAUUAAACCAAUGGAGACUUCUUCUUCAGAUCAAGUGAUUACUGGUACUGCAUUUGUUGGAAAUGGGCACCUUAACCCUAGUAACCGUUCAUUCAAGAUUGUUACAGAGAGUCCACUUGUGGUGAUGUUUUUGUUUCAAUUAUAUAGUCGACUUGUUCAAACUAAUAUUCCUCACUUGUUGCCUUUGAUGGUUGCUGCGAUAUCUGUUCCGGGCCCUGACAAGGUUCCUUCUAAUUUGAAGAGUCACUUCAUUGAACUGAAGGGUGCACAGGUUAAGACAGUUUCCUUCUUAACUUACCUGUUGAAGAGUUUUGCUGAUUAUAUUAGGCCCCAUGAAGAAAGCAUAUGUAAAAGCAUUGUGAAUCUGCUUGUUACAUGUUCUGACUCUGUAUCCAUUAGAAAGGAAUUGUUAGUCGCUUUAAAGCAUGUCCUUGGGACAGAUUUCAAGAGGGGGUUAUUUCCUUUAAUUGACACACUUCUAGAAGAGAGGGUUCUAGUUGGAACUGGUCGAGCAUGUUAUGAGACACUGAGGCCAUUGGCUUAUAGUCUACUGGCAGAGAUUGUUCAUCAUGUUCGGAGUGAUCUUUCCUUAUCACAGUUGUCACGGAUUAUAUACCUGUUCUCAAGUAACAUGCAUGAUGCCUCAUUGUCACUUAGUAUCCACACCACCUGUGCCCGGUUGAUGUUGAAUCUGGUAGAACCAAUUUUUGAGAAAGGUGUGGAUCAACCUUCUAUGGAUGAAGCUCGGAUUCUACUGGGGCGUAUUUUGGAUGCUUUUGUUGGAAAAUUUAGCACUUUUAAGCGUACCAUUCCACAGCUAUUGGAGGAAGGUGAGGAAGGAAAUGAACGUGCUACUUUGAGGUCAAAGCUUGAAUUACCUGUGCAGGCAGUUUUGAACUUGCAAGUUCCGGUGGAACAUUCCAAGGAAGUCAGUGAUUGUAAGAAUCUGAUCAAGACUUUAGUUAUGGGAAUGAAGACUAUCAUAUGGAGCAUCACUCAUGCACACUUGCCACGAUCACAGGUUUCUCCUUUUGCACAUGGAACACACUCACAAGCACUUGUCUCACCAUCAUCUAACUUACCAGCUCCUCAAGCGUUUAAAGGGAUGAGAGAAGAUGAGGUGUGGAAAGCCUCUGGUGUCCUGAAGAGCGGUGUACAUUGCUUAGCCCUCUUUAAGGAGAAGGAUGAGGAGAGAGACAUGCUGAAUCUCUUUUCCCAGAUUCUGGCUAUUAUGGAACCUAGAGAUCUUAUGGACAUGUUCUCAUUGUGUAUGCCUGAGCUUUUUGAAUGCAUGAUUAGCAACACUCAACUGGUUCACAUAUUUUCUUCUCUUUUGCAAUCUCAGAAAGUGUACCGGCCAUUUGCUGAUGUCUUAGUUAACUUUCUUGUUAGCAGCAAACUUGAUGUUCUGAAGCACCCAGAUUCACCUGCUGCUAAACUGGUUCUGCAUCUCUUUCGAUUUAUAUUUGGUGCUGUUGCUAAGGCACCUGCAGAUUUUGAACGUAUUUUGCAGCCUCAUGUGCCUGUUAUAAUGGAAGUUGGCAUGAAGAAUGCUACAGAAGUUGAAAAACCUCUUGGUUACAUGCAACUUCUUCGUACAAUGUUUAAAGCGCUUGCAGGAUGUAAAUUUGAGCUUCUUCUUCGAGACCUGAUCCCUAUGUUGCAACCCUGCUUAAAUAUGUUAUUGACAAUGCUUGAGGGUCCAACUGGGGAAGAUAUGAGGGACCUUCUGCUGGAGCUAUGCUUAACAUUGCCUGCACGCUUAAGUGCAUUGCUACCAUAUCUUCCCCGUCUUAUGAAGCCUCUUGUUUUGUGUCUAAAGGGAAGUGAUGACCUAGUGAGUUUAGGUCUAAGAACACUUGAGUUUUGGGUGGAUAGUUUGAAUCCUGAUUUCCUAGAACCUAGUAUGGCUAAUGUAAUGUCAGAGGUGAUUUUAGCUUUAUGGUCUCACUUGAGACCUGCACCCUACCCUUGGGGUGGAAAAGCAUUGCAACUCCUUGGCAAGUUAGGUGGCCGUAACAGACGUUUUCUUAAAGAGCCUCUUGCCCUUGAGUGCAAGGAGAACCCAGAGCAUGGGCUUCGGUUGAUUCUUACAUUUGAGCCAUCAACCCCAUUUUUGGUGCCUUUGGAUCGAUGCAUAAAUCUUGCUGUAGCAGCUGUCAUGCAUAAAAACAGUGGCAUGGAUGCUUUCUACCGAAAACAGGCUCUAAAGUUUCUCCGUGUUUGUUUAUCUUCUCAGCUUAAUUUGCCUGGCAGUGUUUCUGAUGAGGGAUGUACAGCCAGGCAGCUGUCAACCUUAUUAGUUUCUUCAUUUGAUUCAUCCUGGCGCAGGUCAGAGACAUCAGAUAUAAAGGCUGAUUUAGGUGUGAAGACAAAGACCCAACUUUUGGCCGAGAAGUCGGUUUUCAAGAUUCUGUUAAUGACCAUAAUUGCUGCCAGUGCAGAACCAGAACUCCACGACUCCAAAGACGAUUUUGUUGUCAAUAUCUGUCGCCAUUUUGCAAUGAUAUUUCAUAUUGAUUAUACCUCAGCUAACCCUUCUAUUCCAACAGCUGCCGUUGGUGGUCCUCUGCUUUCUUCAAAUGCUAGUGCCUCCAGGUCAAAGAAUAGCACUUCCAAUUUGAAAGAGUUGGACCCUUUGAUAUUUUUAGAUGCUUUGGUUGAUGUGUUAGCAGAUGAGAAUAGAGUCCAUGCGAAAGCCGCUCUUAAUGCUCUAAAUUUGUUUGCUGAAACGCUUCUGUUCCUUGCUCGCUCAAAACAUGCUGAUGUGGUGAUGUCAAGAGGAGGCCCAGGUACUCCAAUGAUUGUCUCUAGUCCAUCAAUGAAUCCUGUAUAUUCACCACCUCCGAGUGUUCGCAUCCCAGUUUUUGAGCAACUUCUACCUCGUCUUUUGCAUUGCUGCUAUGGAAGUACAUGGGAAGCUCAAAUGGGAGGUGUUAUGGGACUUGGUGCUUUAGUAGGAAAAGUCACUGUUGAGACUUUGUGCCUUUUCCAAGUCAGAAUAGUGCGUGGUCUGGUAUAUGUUCUCAAAAAGCUUCCUCUUUAUGCAACCAAAGAGCAGGAAGAGACUAGUCAAGUGCUAACACAGGUUCUUCGGGUGGUGAAUAAUGUUGAUGAAGCAAACAGUGAUUCACGCAGGCAAAGUUUUCAAGGGGUGGUUGAUUUUUUGGCUUCAGAAUUAUUCAAUCCCAAUGCAUCUAUUAUUGUGAGAAAGUGUGUGCAGUCUUGUUUGGCUCUUUUGGCCAGUAGGACAGGUAGUGAAGUAUCGGAGUUGCUUGAGCCUCUGUAUCAGCCUUUGCUUCAGCCUCUUAUCAUGCGGCCCCUACGAUCAAAGACUGUUGAUCAACAGGUUGGGACAGUUACAGCUUUAAAUUUUUGCUUGGCCCUGAGGCCCCCUCUUCUUAAGUUGACUCAAGAACUGGUCAACUUUCUCCAAGAAGCACUGCAAAUAGCUGAGGCAGAUGAAACUGUAUGGGUUGUGAAGUUCAUGAAUCCUAAAAUGGCCACUUCAUUAAAUAAACUUCGAACAGCUUGCAUAGAGCUACUCUGUACUACGAUGGCAUGGGCAGAUUUCAAAACUCCAAAUCAUGCUGAACUACGUGCUAAGAUCAUUUCCAUGUUCUUCAAGUCCUUGACAUGCCGCACUCCAGAAAUUGUAGCAGUUGCUAAGGAGGGCCUACGACAGGUCAUUAAUCAGCAAAGGAUGCCCAAAGAACUUCUGCAGAGCAGCCUGAGGCCAAUUCUAGUGAACUUGGCACACACGAAAAAUCUUAGCAUGCCUCUUCUGCAGGGUCUUGCCCGCCUGCUUGAACUUUUGUCCAAUUGGUUUAAUGUUACCUUGGGUGGCAAGCUAUUGGAGCACCUUAAGAAAUGGUUAGAACCUGAAAAGCUUUCCCAGAGUCAAAAGUCAUGGAAGGCUGGUGAAGAGCCUAAAAUUGCAGCCGCUAUUAUUGAGCUUUUUCACUUGCUUCCUCAUGCUGCAUCCAAGUUUCUUGAUGAACUUGUAACCUUGUGCAUUGAUUUGGAAAGAGCUCUCCCCCCUGGACAAGUAUACAGUGAAAUUAACAGUCCAUAUCGCCUUCCUCUAACUAAAUUUUUAAAUCGAUAUGCAACACUUGCCAUUGAUUAUUUUCUUGCUCGAUUAAGUGAUCCAAAAUACUUCAGACGGUUCAUGUAUAUAAUACGAUCAGAUGCUGGCCAACCAUUGAGAGAUGAACUUGCAAAGUCACCGCAGAAGGUACUUGCAAGUGCCUUUCCUGAGUUUCUGCCAAAAGCUGAUGCAACAAUGACUCCUGGAUCUUCAAGUGCACUUGGUGCUUUAAUGGGUGAUGAAGGCCUUACUACCACUUCAUCUGAUGGUUCUAAUUUACUGUCUGUUCCCCCUGCUGCAAGUUCAGAUUCUUAUUUUCAAGGGCUUGCACUCAUUAAAACAUUGGUCAAAUUGAUUCCUGGAUGGUUGCAUAGUAAUCGUACAGUGUUUGAUACUUUAGUACUUGUGUGGAAGUCACCUGCGAGAACUACUCGUUUGCACAAUGAACAAGAGCUGAACUUAGUGCAAGUUAAAGAAAGCAAAUGGCUUGUCAAAUGCUUCCUGAAUUACUUGCAACAUGACAAAACUGAAAUUAAUGUUCUCUUUGAUAUUCUCUCCAUCUUCUUGUUUCAUUCUCGCAUUGACUACACUUUUUUGAAGGAGUUCUAUAUUAUUGAGGUGUCAGAAGGUUAUCCACCCAACUUGAAGAGAGCACUUCUCUUGCAUUUUUUGAACCUUUUCCAAUCAAAACAACUUGCUCAUGAUCAUUUGGUGGUGGUUAUGCAAAUGCUCAUUCUUCCAAUGCUUGCACAUGCCUUCCAGAAUGGCCAAAGUUGGGAGGUUGUUGACCCUGGUAUUAUAAAGACAAUAGUUGACAAACUUCUUGAUCCACCAGAAGAGGUUUCUGCUGAAUAUGAUGAGCCUUUGAGGAUAGAACUUUUGCAGCUUGCCACUCUACUUCUUAAAUAUCUGCAAAAUGACCUUGUUCAUCAUAGGAAAGAACUAAUUAAAUUUGGUUGGAAUCAUCUCAAACGUGAAGACAGUGCUAGUAAGCAGUGGGCCUUUGUCAAUGUUUGCCACUUCCUGGAGGCCUAUCAGGCCCCAGAAAAAAUUAUUCUUCAGGUCUUUGUUGCACUUCUCAGAACUUGCCAGCCUGAAAAUAAACUGCUGGUCAAGCAGGCCCUUGAUAUACUAAUGCCAGCAUUACCUCGAAGGUUGCCUCUUGGGGAUUCUCGCAUGCCAAUUUGGAUACGAUACACAAAAAAAAUUCUGGUUGAAGAAGGUCAUUCUAUACCUAAUCUGAUUCACAUUUUCCAGCUCAUUGUGCGCCAUUCAGAUCUCUUCUAUAGCUGCAGAGCACAGUUUGUUCCUCAGAUGGUCAACUCUCUCAGUCGGCUUGGAUUGCCAUAUAAUACUACAGCAGAAAACAGGCGCCUUGCCAUUGAACUUGCUGGAUUGGUGGUCGGUUGGGAGAGGCAAAGGCAAAAUGAAAUGAAAAUUGUGCCUGAUAAUGAUGUGCCAAGCCAGACUAAUGAUGGAUUUAACCCUGGUGCAGCGAGUGCUGAUCCAAAGCGUGUGGUGGAUGGAUCUACAUUCCCUGAAGAUCCAAGUAAGAGAGUUAAAGUUGAACCUGGUCUUCAAUCCCUGUGCGUCAUGUCACCUGGUGUUGCAUCAUCAAUACCUAACAUAGAAACCCCAGGAUCUGGUGGUCAACCUGAUGAAGAGUUUAAACCAAAUGCUGCUAUGGAAGAAAUGAUUAUAAAUUUCCUUGUAAGGGUUGCCUUGGUCAUAGAACCCAAGGAUAAAGAAGCAAGUAUCAUGUACAAGCAAGCCUUAGAUCUUCUUUCACAAGCACUGGAGGUGUGGCCAAAUGCCAAUGUCAAAUUCAAUUAUUUGGAAAAACUUCUCAGCAGCAUUCAGCCAUCACAGUCAAAGGACCCUUCAACGGCACUUGCACAAGGCUUGGAUGUCAUGAACAAGGUUUUGGAUAAGCAGCCUCAUUUGUUCAUUAGAAAUAACAUCAGCCAGAUAUCUCAAAUUCUGGAACCCUGUUUCAAACAUAAAAUGUUAGAUGCUGGAAAGUCGCUGUGCUCUCUGUUGAAGAUGGUCUUUGUUGCUUUUCCGCCAGAUGCAGCUACCACACCAACAGACGUGAAGCUUUUGUAUCAGAAAGUUGAUGAACUGAUACAGAAGCAUAUCAGUAUUCUUACAGCUCCCCAGACAUUGAGUGAGGACAACUCUGCCCAUUCAAUUAGCUUUGUGCUGCUUGUUAUUAAGACCUUGACAGAGGUGGAGAAGCACACUGACCCAUUUAACUUGUCUCGCAUCCUUCAACGCCUAGCACGUGAUAUGGGAUCAUCAGCAGGCUCUCAUUUGAGACAAGGUCAGAGAACAGAUCCAGAUUCAGCAGUCUCUUCUUCCCAUCAGGGUUCUGAUCUUGGUGCUGUCAUUUCUAAUCUGAAAUCUGUAUUGAAGCUUAUCAGUGAAAAAGUCAUGGUUGUCACAGAUUGCAAACGAUCUGUAACUCAAAUCUUGAAUUCUUUGCUCUCAGAGAAAGGAACUGAUGCUAGUGUGCUUCUUUGCAUCCUAGAUGUGAUAAAAGGGUGGAUUGAAGAUGACUUUAGCAAACAGGGAGCAGUCCCUUCAAGUGCUUUUCUUAAUCCUAAGGAAAUAGUCUCUUUUCUGCAAAAGCUUUCGCAAGUUGAUAAGCAGAACUUCCAACCUGAUGCUUUGGAAGAGUGGAACAGAAAAUAUCUUCAGCUCCUUUAUGGAAUUUGUGCUGAUUCGAACAAAUAUCCACUGGCCUUACGUCAAGAGGUGUUUCAGAAGGUGGAAAGACAAUUCAUGCUUGGUUUACGUGCAAAGGAUCCUGACAUUAGGAUGAAGUUCUUCUCACUUUAUCAUGAAUCUCUAGGGAAAACAUUGUUUACAAGACUGCAGUAUAUCAUCCAAGUCCAGGACUGGGAAGCUCUAAGUGAUGUUUUCUGGCUCAAACAAGGUCUUGAUCUGCUUCUGGCUAUCUUAGUUGAGGAUAAACCCAUCACGCUUGCUCCAAAUUCUGCCAGAGUGUUGCCACUCUUGGUCUCAAAUUCUCUUCCAGAUGGUUCUGGGAUGCAACAACAGGUUACUGAUGUUCCGGGGGGUCUUGAGGAAGCACCUUUAACACUUGAUAGCCUUGUCCUUAAGCACGCUCAGUUUUUGAAUGAGAUGAGCAAACUUCAGGUAGCUGAUCUUGUUAUUCCAUUGAGAGAGCUGGCGCAUACAGAUGCUAAUGUUGCAUACCAUUUGUGGGUGCUGGUAUUCCCCAUUGUCUGGGUGACCUUGCAUAAGGAAGAACAGGUAACAUUAGCUAAACCGAUGAUUACUCUUCUUUCAAAAGAUUAUCAUAAGAAGCAACAAGCCAGCAGACCAAAUGUUGUGCAAGCACUUCUAGAAGGUCUUCAGUUGAGCCACCCUCAACCUCGGAUGCCAAGUGAACUCAUUAAAUAUAUUGGAAAGACUUAUAAUGCAUGGCACAUUGCCUUGGCUUUACUGGAAAGUCAUGUCAUGUUGUUUAUGAAUGACACGAAGUGCUCCGAGUCACUGGCUGAGCUUUAUCGUUUGCUCAAUGAAGAAGAUAUGCGGUGUGGAUUGUGGAAGAAAAGGUCAAUCACAGCGGAAACCAGAGCUGGACUUUCACUAGUCCAGCAUGGUUACUGGCAGCGUGCUCAAAGCCUCUUUUACCAGGCCAUGGUAAAGGCAACUCAAGGAACAUACAACAACACAGUACCAAAGGCUGAGAUGUGUCUUUGGGAAGAACAAUGGCUUUAUUGUGCGAACCAGCUCAGUCAGUGGGAUGCCUUAAUUGACUUUGGUAAAAGUGUUGAGAAUUAUGAAAUUCUUCUUGAUACCCUUUGGAAAUUACCUGAUUGGACAUAUAUGAAGGAUCAUGUUAUUCCCAAGGCUCAGGUUGAAGAAACUCCAAAACUUCGUCUGAUUCAGGCCUUUUUUGCCCUUCAUGAUAGAAAUGCAAAUGGUGUCGGGGAUGCUGAUAACAUAGUGGGGAAAGGUGUUGAUCUUGCAUUAGAACAUUGGUGGCAGUUGCCUGAAAUGUCUGUUCAUGCUAGGAUUCCUCUUUUGCAACAAUUCCAGCAGCUGGUUGAAGUUCAAGAGUCUGCUCGAAUUCUGGUGGAUAUUGCUAAUGGGAACAAAGUUUCUGGCAGUUCUGUUGUUGGGGUGCAUGGAAAUCUGUAUGCAGAUCUCAAGGACAUUCUUGAGACUUGGAGACUAAGAACACCAAAUGAAUGGGAUAAUAUGUCUGUUUGGUAUGAUUUGCUGCAGUGGAGGAAUGAAAUGUAUAAUGCUGUCAUUGAUGCAUUCAAGGAUUUUGGCAAUACAAAUUCACAACUUCAUCACCUUGGCUAUCGUGAUAAAGCGUGGAAUGUGAAUAAGCUUGCUCAUAUUGCUCGUAAGCAAGGCCUUUAUGAUGUUUGUGUGAUAAUUCUUGAGAAGAUGUAUGGCCAUUCAACCAUGGAAGUGCAGGAAGCCUUUGUCAAGAUUAGAGAACAAGCAAAGGCUUAUCUGGAGAUGAAGGGAGAGCUUACAAGUGGUCUCAAUUUGAUAAGCAGCACUAACUUGGAAUAUUUUGCUGUGAAACAUAAAGCAGAGAUUUUUCGUCUCAAGGGGGAUUUUCUAUUAAAACUAAGCGACUCUGAAAAUGCUAAUCUUGCAUAUUCACAUGCCAUCAGUCUUUUCAAAGGUUUGCCAAAAGGAUGGAUAAGCUGGGGAAACUAUUGUGAUAUGGCUUUCAAAGAAACCCACGAUGAGAUUUGGCUUGAAUAUGCAGUUAGCUGCUUUCUUCAAGGUAUCAAAUAUGGUGUUUCCAAUUCCAGAAGCCAUCUAGCUCGGGUUCUAUAUCUUCUGAGCUUUGAUACUCCCAAUGAGCCUGUGGGGAGGGCAUUUGAUAAAUACUUGGACCAAAUACCCAACUGGGUAUGGCUUUCUUGGAUUCCACAACUUUUACUUUCCUUGCAGAGGGCAGAGGCACCUCACUGCAAACUUGUUUUGUUGAAGAUUGCCACUGUGUAUCCACAGGCUUUGUAUUACUGGCUUCGUACAUAUUUGCUUGAGCGUCGUGAUGUUGCAAAUAAAUCCGAACUAGGCAGAUUGGCAAUGGCUCAGCAAAGAAUGCAGCAAAAUGUGCCUGGGGCUGGGGCAGGGGCAGGGGCUGGGGCUGGUUCCCUUGGAAUAUCUGAUGGAAAUGCAAGGUUACAGACCACAGACAAUCAAGUUCACCAAGGCCCUCAACCUGGUAGUGGAAUUGGGUCUCAUGAUGGUGGAAACUCUCAUGGGCAGGAACCUGAAAGGUCUGCAGCCACAACAGUUGAGAGCAGUGUCCAUGCGGGGAAUGAUCAACCUUUGCAACAAAAUUCUUCAACUAUCAAUGAUAGCGGUCAGAAUGCAUUAAGGCGUGGUGCUCUGGGAUUUGUUGCAUCUGCUGCCAGUGCUUUUGAUGCUGCAAAGGACAUAAUGGAGGCCCUUAGAAGCAAACACACUAAUUUGGCUAGUGAACUUGAGGUCCUACUCACAGAAAUUGGUUCACGUUUUGUUACUUUGCCAGAGGAGAGACUUCUUGCAGUGGUUAAUGCGCUGCUCCACCGUUGUUACAAGUAUCCAACUGCUACUACAGCAGAAGUUCCUCAGUCUCUCAAGAAGGAACUUUCUGGAGUUUGCAGGGCUUGCUUCUCUGCUGAUGCUGUGAACAAGCAUGUUGAUUUUGUGAGAGAAUACAAGCUGGAUUUUGAGCGCGAUCUUGAUCCAGAAAGUACAGUUACCUUCCCUGCCACCCUUUCUGAACUUACCGAGCGAUUGAAACAUUGGAAAAAUGUUCUUCAGAGCAAUGUUGAGGACAGGUUUCCUGCCGUCUUGAAGCUUGAAGAAGAAAGCAGGGUGUUACGUGAUUUCCAUGUUGUUGAUGUAGAGGUUCCUGGACAAUAUUUUAUUGAUCAGGAAAUUGCACCAGACCAUACUGUUAAGUUAGAUAGGGUUGGAGCUGAUAUUCCUAUUGUUAGAAGGCAUGGAAGCAGCUUCCGGCGCUUGACUUUGAUUGGCUCUGAUGGCUCACAACGCCAUUUUAUUGUUCAGACAUCUUUGACACCUAAUGCCAGAAGUGAUGAACGCAUAUUGCAGCUUUUCCGUGUUAUGAACCAGAUGUUUGACAAGCACAAAGAAUCAAGACGUCGCCACAUAUGCAUUCACACACCAAUUAUCAUUCCUGUUUGGUCCCAGGUUCGCAUGGUUGAAGAUGAUUUAAUGUACAGCACUUUCCUUGAGGUCUAUGAGAACCAUUGUGCUAGGAAUGACCGAGAGGCAGAUCUCCCAAUUACCUACUUCAAGGAGCAAUUAAACCCAGCUAUAGCUGGGCAAAUAUCACCACAUGAGACUGUUGUAGAUCUCCGCCAUCAAGCUUAUAAUGAAAUAACAAAAACUCUUGUGACUGACAGCAUCUUUUCUCAGUACAUGUACAAGACCCUGCUGAGUGGCAACCAUAUGUGGGCUUUUAAAAAGCAAUUUGCCAUCCAGUUGGCACUCUCAAGUUUCAUGUCAUUCAUGCUUCAAAUUGGAGGAAGGUCUCCAAAUAAGAUAUUAUUUGCCAAGAACACUGGGAAAAUUUUCCAGACAGAUUUUCAUCCUGCAUAUGAUGCAGGUGGAAUGAUCGAGUUUAAUGAACCAGUACCUUUUCGUCUAACAAGGAACAUGCAGGCGUUUUUCUCUCAUUUUGGAGUUGAAGGGCUUAUUGUGUCUGCGAUGUGUGCUGCAGCGCAGGCUGUGGUUUCACCUAAACAAAGUCAACAUUUGUGGCAUCAAUUAGCAAUGUUUUUCCGCGAUGAGCUGCUAUCUUGGUCUUGGAGAAGACCGCUUGGGAUGCCCAUGGCACCCGUUGCUGGAGGGAGUAAUAUGAAUCCCGUUGACUUCAAACAUAAGGUCACUGCCAACGUUGAUCAUGUUAUCAACCGGAUCAAUGGAAUUGCUCCACAAUUUCUCUCUGAAGAGGAGGAAAAUGCGGUUGACCCACCACAGUCGGUGCAGAGGGGUGUGAUUGAGCUGGUUGAAGCUGCCUUGACGCCGAGAAACUUGUGUAUGAUGGAUCCCACAUGGCAUCCCUGGUUUUAAACUAUGUAAAUACGAGUGGAACUUAUAGUUGACAUUUAAUUUUUCAUUAAACGAGAAAUAUUUGAUGGAUCAAUUAUGAAAUCAAUGCUUAAAUCCCUCUUGCACCAUUGCAUCA
This is a messenger RNA of Hevea brasiliensis (rubber tree), 12193 nucleotides long. RefSeq lists its product as uncharacterized. Gene Ontology annotation, biological process: DNA repair; regulation of DNA-templated transcription. NCBI's taxonomy places the organism in Eukaryota, Viridiplantae, Streptophyta, Magnoliopsida, Malpighiales, Euphorbiaceae. The coding region runs from base 397 to 12078 and encodes 3893 amino acids. Gene Ontology annotation, cellular component: NuA4 histone acetyltransferase complex; SAGA complex; nucleus. The record is from RefSeq and is a predicted model, not a curated record. Gene Ontology annotation, molecular function: protein binding; transcription coregulator activity. The transcript has 35 exons.